This is a messenger RNA of Aplosporella prunicola CBS 121167, 243 nucleotides long. RefSeq lists its product as uncharacterized. Gene Ontology annotation, biological process: proteasome regulatory particle assembly. The record is from RefSeq and is a predicted model, not a curated record. NCBI's taxonomy places the organism in Eukaryota, Fungi, Ascomycota, Dothideomycetes, Botryosphaeriales, Aplosporellaceae. The transcript has a single exon. Gene Ontology annotation, molecular function: protein-macromolecule adaptor activity. The annotation marks the transcript as partial.
AUGUCCGCCGAGGCGCGCCCCAUCACGGCCGGCGCCUUCGCCGAGGCCAUCCAAGAGCUGGAGCUGGGCUCGCUGCACGCCAAAGCCGCCGAGCUGCGCAACUCCAUCUACCACAUGCAGCGGUCGAACGCGCAGCUGGCGCCGUUCGCGGCCGAAGGCGACCAGGACUGCGCCGACGCCAUCACCGAGAACGACGACGUCAUGCGCCGGUACCGCGCGCGCAUCGAGCUGCUCAAGGAAGAG